AUGCCUGGAUCAGUCACAACCAUCCGACAAGAGAAACUGAAGAAGACCAAUGCAAGGCCAAUUCCCCUUGGUUUAUUCACCAUUAAUGAAGAAGAUGAACAGCAAAAGACUGAAAAUUCCAGAAAACUGAAAGCGCCUGAGAGCUACAAAGUGCAAGAUAAGAAAACGCCUGCCUCCAACCACCCCUCCUCUGCUGUUUCAGGACCGAAUAGCAACCACUCAGGAAAUAAACCAGACCCCCCGCCUGUGCUACGAGUUGAUGACCGGCAGCGGUUGGCCCGGGAGCGACGUGAGGAACGGGAAAAGCAGCUAGCUGCGAGAGAAAUCGUCUGGUUAGAAAGAGAAGAGCGUGCACGGCUGCACUAUGAGAGGCACCUGGAGGAGCGGAAGAAGAAGCUCGAGGAGCAGAGGUUGAAGGAGGAGCGGAGGCGGGCCGCUGUGGAGGAGAAACGGAGGCAGAGGCUCGAGGAGGACAAAGAGCGCCAUGAAGCUGUUGUACGGCGUACAAUGGAAAGAAGCCAAAAGCCCAAACAGAAGCAUAACCGGUGGUCCUGGGGAGGCCCCCUCCAUGGGAUCCCCAGCUUCCACAGUGCAGAUCCUGACAGGCGGUCAGUUUCCACCAUGAAUCUUUCGAAACAUGUUGAUCCUGUCAUUAGCAAGCGGCUCUCCUCUUCUUCUGCAACGUUACUCAAUUCUCCAGACAGAGCUCGCCGCCUGCAACUCAGCCCGUGGGAGAGCAGCAUUGUUAACAGACUCCUGACGCCCACACACUCGUUCCUGGCCAGAAGUAAAAGCACAGCCGCUUUGUCUGGAGAUGCAGCAUCUUGCAGCCCCAUCAACAUCAUGCCCUACAAAGCUGCACAUGCUAGAAAUCUAAUGGAGCGACCAAAACUCUUUGUAACCACACCUGAGGGCUCUGCGCGGAGGAGGACCAUUCACAGCACGGCGGGUUAUAAAAGAGAGAAAGAAAGAGAAAAUGUACCCUUCCACCUUACAUCCGGUGUCAGAAGGGCAUUAUCCCCAUCUCAUCCCAAAGCAAGAUCGCCUGCUUCCUCCCGACUUUGGCUGCCAUCCAAGUCCCUCCCUCAUUUGCCCGGCACCCCCAGACCCACAUCCUCCUUGCAGCCUGGCUCCAUCAAAGCUCAGGCCCGACCCCUGUCCCCCGGCAACAUCCGCCCUGUCAAGAGGGAAGUCAAGCUGGAACCUGAGAAGAAAGACCCAGAGAAAGUACCUCUGAAAGUUGCCAAUGAGCCUGCACUAAAGGGCAGGGCACCUUUAGUGAAGGUAGAAGAGUCCACAGGUGAAGAAGGGACACCUGUGGAGGCAGAGGCCGCCCCUGUUGAUUUUCUCCUUAUACCUAUUUGUACAGCUGCUCCAGCCCCAGCCCCAGUGUCGGCCCCAGUCUCUGCUCCAGCCUCAGCCUCAGCCCCAUCGCCCUCUGUGAUUGCCAGUCCUUCUACUAAGACCUCUGCAGGCACCACCGAUGCGGAAGAGGCCACACGGCUGCUAACUGAGAAGAGGCGGCUGGCUCGAGAGCAGCGGGAGAAGGAGGAAAAAGAGAGGAAAGAGAGAGAAGAGCUCGAACGCCAAAAGAGAGAGGAAUUGGCUCAAAGGGUGGCUGAAGAGAGAACCCUUCGAGAGGAAGAAGCUCGACGGAUAGAAGCUGAGCAAGCCAGGGAGAAGGAGGAGCAACUUCGGCGGCAAGCAGAAGAGCGCGAACAGCGAGAGCGGGAGGAGAUGGAGCGCAUCCAGAAGCAGAAAGAAGAGCUAGCUCGUGUUCAUGAAGAAGCAGAGAGGGCCCGGCAGGAACGAGAGGAGCGUUGCCAGAGAGAAGAACAGGAGCGCCGGGAGAGGAAAAAGCGACUUGAGGAGAUUAUGAAAAGAACCGCAAGAACAGAAGCUAAACAUAAGAAAGCUCUUGACCAGAGAAAUGGAGAUGUAGCCAAGGAAGUUGUCACUGAAGAGACAGAAACACCUGAACUUCCAUGUGUGACAAACUCUCCAGGAAACGGAGAAGCAGUGGCCAGCCGUCUUGUGGUUACCUCACACCAAUCCAAAGAGACUGUGGAGAGUACUCCCAAUUUGGAAAAGCAACCAAAUGAAAAUGGAUUAUCUAUUCAGAAUGAAACCUUUGAAGAAAUUAUAAACUUACCUGUUGGAUCUAAACCAUCCAGAUUAGAUGUCACCAACAGUGAGAACCCAGAAAUUCCUUUGAAUCCAAUUUUGGCCUUUGAUGAUAAAGGGCAACUUGGGCCGCUGCCUCAGGUAGAUGGUGUUCAGACACAACAGACUGCAGGAAUCCAAGGGACCAAAUAG
Chrysochloris asiatica (Cape golden mole) is the source of this 2316-nucleotide messenger RNA. It is a transcript of the gene MAP7, whose product is annotated as microtubule-associated protein 7. The transcript is spliced from 19 exons. NCBI's taxonomy places the organism in Eukaryota, Metazoa, Chordata, Mammalia, Afrosoricida, Chrysochloridae. Gene Ontology annotation, cellular component: microtubule cytoskeleton. Gene Ontology annotation, biological process: microtubule cytoskeleton organization. Bases 1 to 2316 code for a protein of 771 amino acids. The record is from RefSeq and is a predicted model, not a curated record.